AUAAUUUGAAAGGUCAAGGGUUUAUGUUUGUAAACAAAUUGAUGAAAAUUUAAUAUUUUUCAAGAAAAUUAUUUAUUUCAUUAAUUUACAAUGGCCGCCUUACCACCGCGAAGAAAUCCUACACCCACAAAAAUAUCCAAGCAACAUUUAACACCUUUACAAACAUUAUUACAAAUGGGAUUUCCUAAACAUAGAUCAGAAAAGGCAUUGGCAGCAACAGGCCAUAGAGGUGUUCAACUGGCCUCAGAUUGGUUAUUAGCACAUGUAAAUGAUCCAUUACUAGAUGAUUCAUCACCUAGAGAAUAUAUUUUGUAUGCUUGUCCAGUAGGAAAUUUUGCACAACAACUUCAAACGUAUUGGGACAAGUCUUUAGCUCUCUGCGGGUGGAAUGGAGCUCACAAUUUCACCCCACAUAUAACAUUAGUUUCAUUUUUUAAGGCACCAGAUGAGGAUGCAUUGACUCUCGCUCAAGGGUUGAAGUCUGUGAUGGAAAAACAAGGGGCUGUAUUAAAUGAGCCUUUAAAACUGGAGACGUAUACAUCUCCUAAUUUUAUGGGUUUUUUUGUAGUCGAAGAACAUGCUGAUUAUUUAAAGCGAAUAGCAAUGCAAUAUGUUAAAGAGGUUUCAAAUGCUAUUAUCAGUGAUACUUAUGAACACUUCGAUGCAUUGACAGCUUGUUUCCCUUGGUGCACUACUACUACCGCAAGGUGUAUACCUAGAGGAAGCAGAUCCAUAAGUUUAGAGCCACACGUAAAGUCUCUGCAUUUAACCUUAGCCUACCAAUUUCCAAAUUCUCAAUAUUCCAAUUUGAAGUCAUUAAUAGAAGAAUUGGAUCCUGGCGCUUCGGGGGGAUGGGAACUAAGAUUGUAUUCCAGGGAUCCUAGGAUUAAUGGGAAACAAAUUCACAAGGUCGUCCACGCCUACACGCCUAUUGAAUCAGAUGAACUUGACCUUAGAUCCGGUGAUUACGUUUUUGUGAGUUCAGAAGCCGUGGUUAAUUCUCUAGACGGGUGGGUUGAGGGUACGUCUUGGUUGACAGGACAGUCAGGGCUUUUACCGAUAUCAUAUACGGAACGGACUGCGGAAUCUGAUUCUUGGACGCUUCAUAAAAAGAUUUUUCUAAAUAAGUCAACCCCUACUGACGACAAAAAAAUGCCGCCGCAACCAGAAAGUGAAUUAAAAGAACCAUCUGCCUUAAAUUUGGACGUGAUUUUGCCCCAGGUGCCACCCCAAAUUAACGAAAAUGUUGAACUGGACGAUGGAAUUUUAUAUCAAAAUUUGCAAGAAUUGAAAAGGAAAACUGCAGCUGACAAGAAUCCUGAUGAAUCUCAAACGCGUAGAAUUUUUGUGAUGAGACAUGGUGAAAGAAUCGAUUUUACUUUCGGCAGCUGGGUGCCUUAUUGCUUUAAUGAAUCAGGAAAAUUUGAGAGAAAAGAUCUGAACAUGCCAAAAUCCUUACCUCAUAGAAAUGACGCAGCUGAAGCAUAUUUAAGGGAUUCUCCUCUAACUAUGUUGGGAGUAUUUCAAGCUACAUUAGUCGGCGAAUCGUUUAAAGAGAAAAACAUAGAAGUGGAACACGCCUACUGUUCGCCUUCGUACCGUUGCGUCCAAACUUGCGACGCCUUUCUCAACGGUAUGGGAAUGAAGGAUAAAAUAAAAAUCAAAGUGGAACCAGGUUUGUUCGAAUGGAACGUAUGGUACGCGGACGGGGUGCCCGAAUGGAUGACUAUGGACGAACUGAAAAGCAGCGGUUAUAACGUGGACGAAAGUUAUCAGCCGUUCGUCGAUGAGAAAGAUCUGAGACAGGGGAAGGAGAGCUGCGAACAGUUUUUUUUGAGGAGCGCUCUUGUUACAAGGAGUGCCCUUUCCGCCCACCAAUCAGGCAACAUCCUCAUAGUUGGACAUUCGGCAACUUUGGACACAUCUUCUCACAAACUAGUCGGUAACAAAUUAAAAGAUCCCAACGAUUUGAUCAAACUUAUCCAAAAGGUCCCGUAUUGCGGACUAUUAGAAAUGACCAACAAAAACGGCGAUUGGGAGAUCGUCGAACCGCCUACCUUACCCAUGACUCAUUCAAAUAACCAGCGGUUCGAUUGGAAGGCGUUCCUGGAUUAGAUCUCUUUAUAUAAAUAAGUACUUCGAAUACUUGAUAUAAAAGGGGUAUUUUGUCGAAGUAAUAGGAAACUAUUUUCAAGUUUUUUCUUGAACUAAAGUUCAUGAACCGAAUUUAAGUGAGUUCGUCCUUGAACGAAAACCAAAAACAUGCGAAUGUCAUAAGUCCCAAAAUAUAAAUUUUAUAGGGAACUGAAAAAACCGUUUUAUUUGUUGCGUCAUAAUAAUUUAACCCUUUGACGCCGGAAUUAUUUUUUUUU
This is a messenger RNA of Psylliodes chrysocephalus, 2372 nucleotides long. Lineage: Eukaryota; Metazoa; Arthropoda; Insecta; Coleoptera; Chrysomelidae. The record is from the annotation of a GenBank genome assembly.